Messenger RNA from Penaeus chinensis, 8781 nucleotides. RefSeq names its product Down syndrome cell adhesion molecule-like protein Dscam2. The transcript has 36 exons. The record is from RefSeq and is a predicted model, not a curated record. Gene Ontology annotation, biological process: dendrite self-avoidance; axon guidance; homophilic cell-cell adhesion. Gene Ontology annotation, molecular function: cell-cell adhesion mediator activity. NCBI's taxonomy places the organism in Eukaryota, Metazoa, Arthropoda, Malacostraca, Decapoda, Penaeidae. Gene Ontology annotation, cellular component: axon; plasma membrane. The coding region runs from base 4 to 5661 and encodes 1885 amino acids.
CUGAUGAGUGCAAAUGGCAGUCUCUCCGGCGCUGCGGGUGAAGAGGACCGAGGGCCCGUGUUUCUGCACGAGCCUCCAUCCCGACUCCACUUCUCCAAUACAACUGGAGCCCUUUUACCUUGUUCUGCUCAUGGCAAUCCACCACCACAAGUUGAAUGGCUGAAUGGAGGAGAUGUAGUAACGGAGGUCGCCGAUGUGUGCAUCGUCCACAAAAAUGGAUCACUACAGUUUUUGCCUUUUCCGCCCUACGCAUAUACGGCUGGCGUUCACGCUGCCACCUACUCUUGUCGAGCUUCCUCGUCUGCUGGCACUAUCAUCUCUCGACCAGUUCACGUCAGGGCUGUGGUACGUCAAUACUAUGAAGUACAAGUAUACGACGAGUUUGUGAUAAGUGGCAACACAGCCGUGAUCAAGUGCCACGUUCCUUCCUUUGUUCGGGAUUACGUCAGCGUCACAUCUUGGAUCAGAGGAAACGGCGAGAGGAUAGUUUCAGAUGUACUAACAGGUGGACGAUAUUCCGUAUUCGCAACAGGGGAGCUUCACAUCCGUCAUGUCACCAAAGCCGACGAGUUCCAGUCUUAUCACUGUGAAACUCAACACAUUCUGACCGAUGAAACCACAGUCUCCGCUCUUGCCGGCAGGUUGAUGGUGAACGAACCUCGGUCUUCUGUGCCGCCAAGGAUCACAGAUUCUCGGUCAAGUAUCAGAGCAUCUGUCAGGGACACCGUGGAGCUACCCUGUGCUGCUCAGGGAUAUCCGAUUCCCCAGUAUAAAUGGCACCGUGUAAAUCGAAAAGAGGAGGUCCCAGUAGUACAAGAUGGCCGGAUCAAACAAGUAGGAGGAUCUCUCCUCAUACGGCAAGUUACGGCUGGAGAUGCUGGCAGAUAUGUUUGUGUGGCAUCAAGCAGUGUUGGCUCAGAAAGAACACACACAACACUAGAGGUUUGGGCUCCGCUGACUGCUCACAUAACCCCUCAAGUGCAGACUGUUGAUGUAGGGAGCAUUGCUACUUUCAACUGCUCACCAGAGGGAUUUCCCCAAGAAAGCAUAUUAUGGUUUAAGGACGGCGAACGCUUAGAAGUGACCGCCCGUGUUCGGGUGGAGGGUCAACGCACCGUGAUAGUGGAGGACGUUCGUCGAGAGGAUCGAGGGAUGUACCAGUGUCUUGUAAAGAACUUCGAAGACACAGCUCAGGGGUCCGCUCAACUCAAACUCGGAGAUGCGUCGCCCCAGUGGAGGAGUACAAGCGGCCCAAAAGUUGUUUCGCCGGGAGCAACUGUGAUGUUAAUGUGUGCCGUACAGGGCUCUCCUCCGCCCGUAGUUACAUGGACUUUGCAAGGCCAACCUGUUCCUAAUAACGAUCCCAGGAUCAAGCAUUCACAAAAGGUUGAAGGUGAUCAUGUCGAGGGUCAACUGAAUAUCACAAGCAUCCGAGUAGAAGAUGGAGGGGAUUGGACAUGUGAGGCGAGGAACCGGGCAGGCCGGAUAGAACAUGCAGGUCGAUUGGACGUUCGCGGCCCUCCCACUAUUCGACCAAUGAGACCCUUACGGGUAGUGGCAGGCAGAACUGCAAUGUUCAACUGUAUAGUGGCAGGAUAUCCUAUUGAAUCUAUUUAUUGGGAGAAAAAUGGUGUUGUGCUUCCUGUAUCAGAGCGACAAGAGGUUCACAGCAAUGGUACCUUAGAAAUUCGGCAAGUGUCACGUGAGGCCGACAGUGGACAGUACAUCUGUGUAGCCACAUCUGGUGAAAACACCGCAAGAGCAAACCUUCAAGUAAACGUCAUGGUACCGCCGCAAAUAGAUGAGAGGAUGUUUUCCCUUGGGUCUGGAUUCCCUGCCAAGUCGCGAGCAAGGAUUAUGUGUGUUGUAGAACGAGGAGACUUGCCUUUGUCAUUCACCUGGACGCACGACGGCCGCCCCAUAACGCCAGGACCAAGCACAUCUAUUCGAUCACUCGAUGAAGUUACAAGCGUCUUAUUGUUUACUUCACUUCGAGAAGAGGAUGGUGGCAAAUAUACUUGCACAGCUACCAAUGCAGUUGCUUCAGACUCUCGCACUGUAGAACUUGUUGUGAAGGUUGCUCCAACCUGGAAGGUAGAGCCAGAGGAUGCGUCAGUGGUUGUUGGAGAAGACCUGUUGCUGCCUUGUGCUGCCAAUGGGUCUCCGACGCCUACGACCACAUGGCGCAGGGCGGAAGGCGCUGUUCCAAGGCAAUACCGUCCUGUGACUUCCCUAGGAGAAAAUGUCAGAGUGAGUUCUAACAGCAGCCUAAUGGUGCAGAGCAUCAAAAGGAACCAGGGAGGAGAGUUUCUGUGCAGUGCUUCCAAUGAUGUAGGGUCAGAUCUUUCUAAAUCUAUACGAGUUACUGUAAGAGUGCCACCACAGUUUGAAGAACAUGAAGAGAAUGUCACUGUGUCAGCCGGGCGAAGGGCAAUGUUGAAAUGUGAAGCUUACGGUGAUCUUCCAAUAGCCGUUACAUGGACAACUGGGAAUCCAGCAACAAGGAUUACAACACCGGGUUUAAAUGACGGCCAUCUAAAAAUCAAGGAAGCUGUUUUAAAUGGUUCAUUGGCAUCUUUUCCCACGGGAAGUUCUGUACGUACAGGGUCGCCAGUGUCAACCGAUCGCGAACAAGGUUUCCGAUCUGUUUUAAGUGUUUCUACAAAAUCUAGACACGAUUCAAAAGUUUUUUUUUGUCUUGCCACGAACAUUUAUGGGAACGAUACAAAGACCAUCAGUCUCAUUGUUCAAGAGGUACCAGGGACACCGGGCCCACCUCGGAUUAUAGACAGUGGAUCGCGCACAGUCAACCUCACCUGGUCAGCUCCUUCUCACGAUGGCAAUUCUCCAAUCACGACUUAUCGUAUAAUGAUUAUCAACAGCACAGAUUCUUGGAUGAAUGUUGGCCGCAUGAAGACCGUAGAAGUAAGCAUGCCAAUCGCUCGCAUAGACGACCUCAUGCCCGCUCAGUCCUACUUAGUUCGAGUAGUGGGAAUCAACAGUGUUGGCGCCUCCAAGCCAAGCCCUGAGGUGCGCAUCUCAACAGCCCACGAACCCCCGACAGCCACGCCGACCAGUGUCCGAAUCAUACCACUUUCUUCCACAAGUUUAAGGGUUACAUGGCAGCCUCCAGACACUGUCAUGGCGCAGAGAGCGAGUCUUGGCUAUUACGUUGGCUAUAAAGUGGCCAAUUCCUCCGAGCCAUUCCGUUACCAGAAUAUAGAUCCUUCACCAACUAUCGUCUAUCGACCUGAGGUUACACUGAAGUCCCUACAGAAAUUCACGAGUUACGAGGUUACCGUUCAAGCUUUUAAUUCUGCUGGAGCCGGGCCACGAACAUCACCAAUCACAUCUACGACGGAGGAGGAUGUUCCUAGUGAAGCACCGCGCGACGUCCACUGCAGCAGUUUGUCGUCGUCAUCUAUCCUUGUUCGCUGGACACCACCGCCUCCUACUUCGCUGCAUGGUAUUCUUCAAGGCUACAAGCUAGUUUACCGACCAGUUCACCGAAACAGAUUCUUCCAUCCUGAUGAUGUGAGUGAGAAAACUGUUGUGACUUUGUCAUCGUCACUGCUAGGCUUAGAUCGAUACACUAAUUAUAGUGUCAUGGUCGCAGCUUACACAAGAAGAGGAGAUGGUGUUCGAUCUGACCCGGUGCACUGCGUCACAGAGGAAGACGUUCCUGGGCCUGUCGAAUCUGUGAAAGCACUAGCUGUUGAUGGUCAGAGUGUUCUUGUGGCCUGGCGCCCUCCCAAAUUGCCCAACGGAGUUAUUACAAAAUACUCGGUGCAUCUUAUUCACCCGGAUCAGCAGGAUGCCUCUAGAACACCGUGGGGCAGUAAUAACGGAGGAAGUGGGUCAUGGUCCGUCCCAGGUUCACGCAGCCCUUCAGGUCCAUCAUGGGAAAGCAGAAGCUCCACUGACAAUGCUGACAACAUAGGCCGCUCAUGGGUGGUGUCAGGUUCCGAGCGUCAGUAUUUGGUGGCAGGACUUGUAGCUGCCAACGCCUACGGUUUCACUGUCCGAGGCUCGACAUCAGUCGGUGAAGGACCCACAGGCAGAAUGGUCAUCCAAAGGCCACGACAAGACGCCCCAGCUGCCAUUGCCUCAUUUUCUGAUAAAACAACAGCUGUCUGGGGAGAGGAAAUGCGCCUUGCUUGCCGAGUUGUUGGAAAUCCCACGCCAACUCGAACCUGGACAUUCAAUGGGAAAGUGAUAUCCUCCAAUGAUCAAAGAAUGAAGGAAUACCCGGAUGGAAAUUUGCUUAUUACUGAUGUGAAGGCGCAAGACACUGGGAACUAUACCUGCUCAGCCUCUAACAUUCACGGCUCUGAUGUCAUCACUUAUACGCUCACUGUUCAAGUUCCUCCAUCGCCGCCACUUGCUUAUGUGUCAGAUGUCACUUCCACAACACUGACUGUUCGUUGGCGGACAACUAAUAAUGGUGGCGCUCUAAUCCUAGGAUACUAUCUUUACGAAAAACGUGAGUUUGGAGAAUGGCGUCGUAUAGAAGUACCUGCUGUAGCAGACUCCUACACAUUAACUGGACUUCAGUGCGGCACACGGUACCAAGUCUAUGUCACUGCCUACAACCAUGUCGGAGCAUCACAACCGAGUGAUGCCAUUCCUACUAAAACAUUGGGUCGAGAGCCAAUAGUACCUACGCAAUCUUCCCUUCUACGUGUUAAUGUGACUUCGAUAAGUCUCAACCUGGCAGCGUGGCUGGAUGGCGGGUGCCCCAUCACCUCAAUGGUGGUCGAAUAUAAGGAGCGAGGUGUGGCUUCCUGGACUCUUGUCUCCAAUCAUGUUCGAUGGGAUAACGAAACGGAAUAUGUUGUAUUAGACUUGAAUCCGGCACACCGUUAUACCCUAAGAGUGACUGCACAUAAUUCGGCCGGAUCGUCAGUAGCUACAUAUCCUUUUACAACACUUACGCCCCUAGGAGCAACUUUAUCUCCGGAAGUAGUUGUUCACGGCGCCGUGGGUACAGCCCCAUGGUAUCUGGAUUCUCAUAUCCUGAUGGCUGUCGUCGUUGCUUGCAUCCUAGUGGUCCUUGCUGCCUGUAUUGCAAUAGCUUAUACUUGCAGGCGUACUAGGACUCAUACACAAACCUAUAAAGAGGUUAGCCAUGUCCACAAUGAUCUGACACCUGAUUCUGGUCUGACGUCGGAUACAAUGACCAGAGUUCACAGUCUAGAAAUCCUUGAGGCUUAUACUCCCUCAACACUGCCUUUGGGAGCUUAUGACGAGAUAUCCCCCUACGCAACCUUCAGGAUGCCUGGCAAUAAUAAAACGCCCCCGCCUCCACCUUUACCUUCGGUCAGUGAAUCUCAGCCUGUGGUGAGUGCUGUGGAGACGAACUACAGUCGAGUGAAAAGAAAAUGUCCCAUGCCCCCAGAAGGAGGCUUGCCGCCGACCCCUGGGAAUGCCUCAAGUGAUAUCACUUGCGAAAAGAACAACAAAAGCAAGAACGUUAGCAAGUGCCCUUCUAUAAAGGAAAAAGCAACCACCAAAGAAGCAAGUGGGUCAUCUGUGACGUCAGUAAGCAGUAAUCACGAAGAAUUAGUCCGAGCUUACCAUGCCCACGCUAACGAUUCUCCAACCACACCAGAGUCUGGCCGCCGAAACAAGUGUGGAACAACAAAAAAGGACCUGAAGUGAGUGUGUUCUUCCCAAAAGAUGAAGUGCUUACCAACAAGUGGCUAAGAGCAAUUAAGAGGGAUAACUUUGCUCCUAUGGCCAGUAGCAAGGUAAGUCUCGGAUCUUUGUUGUAUAAGCCUUUUUAGCUAAUAGUGAAAGAGGUGAGAUGUUAAAUCUAAUGCAUUUAGUACAUAUGCUUAUAAGUCAAGACAAAGCAUGUGCAGCACAAAAAAAACAUGCAUGUAGUGACAAAAUUUGCUGCCGCAUACACACAAAAAAGAAAAAGAAAAACAAAUGUAUGUGUUUCGGGGAAAAAAAAGAAGAGAAAGAACGGAAGUGUACGUGGAAAGGAAGGGAGGUAAGGGGAGGACAAAGUACAGGGAAGAAAAUAGCAAAUUAGACUGUAAUAACAUACUAAUACUUUACGGUUUUGUUAUUAAAAUCAUAAACCAAAAUAGUUAGACACCAGUACUGUUUUCCACGUGCGUUUAGAAACAGCCUUUUUUAUUAGUAACUGCAUUUGAAACCAUAUGCUGAGAAUGAAUAAGUAUGCAUUUCAUUGGUUUUAUUUAGUAAUAAAUUAAUCUAUCACUUCCCUUGUAGUAAUAUGUUGGCAAGUCCAUCGUUUUAGACUUGAGCAUUAAUAAUAAUGGGGCAAAAUGUGGGGUUUUAACAGGACUGAUCUGUGUAAUUAGAUUAUAGUAGUUGACAGGGUGUAAUAAAGUAUUUUCAAUAUUUGUAUCUAUCUAUCUAUCUAUCUAUCAAUAUAUAGAUAUAUCGAUAUAUGUAAAUUAAAACUAAACACGUAUUCCAGGUGUAUGAACUUUUUACGAAGGACAACUUGUCGGGAGAUCUAUGCCACAGACGAAAAAAUUGGGAGGAGAGUGAUAGCACCACCAAAGAACUCUUUCUUCCCAACUGUAAACCUUAAUACCAUGGCCACCAAAAAAGAAGGCCUGAUGCAUUGCGUUCGAAGGACAGUGAUAAUAUACAAGCACUCAAGACCAACACUUGACUCAAGGCGAGAAGGGAGAGAAGAAACAGCUCUAAGAAAAGUUUUGCUGCAGUGUUGCUAAUAAAAACCAACAAAGGAGAGAGAGAGAAUUUCAUAACAUCCAUGAAUCCCAGGAAUAUGUCAAAUUUAUAAAUUAAACAUUCUAGACUGAAAUUCGAGAAGAUGAUUCUCUUAUGAUCUGCCGAGUAGUAGAGUCACCAUAAUCAUGUAUACUGUUCUCUGCGGUUGUUAAGCCAGUAUGUACAGUCUUGGUGUUUUUGAAAGAUGUACAGGCUAAGAAGAUAUACAGUUCCUUCCAUUGUCAAUUGUAAAUGUUAGACAAUUUGAUUAAGAAAGCAAUGAUGUUAAUUCAUGCAGUGCAACGACUUUAACAGAUCUAGCUCUCUCUCUUUGCUAACUGCUAUAAAGGAUGAAUAUUUUCAGCAUCUGGCCACUCUUAAGUUUAAGGGUACUGCACCAUUAGAAGGAUUUCUGGGUGAAAUACUUGUAACCCUGGUGCUGAGCAACAAGACCAAAAUUUCUAAUUGUACAUGAAAAACAAUUUCAAAUUACUGAAUGUAGCAGGCAAAAUAGUAACGUUAACGAGACUUGAAAUUCACAUAAAGCUUUAUUUUGAAUACAAAGGUGGAAAUAUUGUUGGUGUAGGCAUUCAAUAGCUGUACACCUGCAACUAGUGCCAUGGUAGGUAGUAAUGUUUCUAUACCUCAGAUGUCUACAUAUUACCAGCAAAAUUCAUGAAGGGUGAAAUUCUUGCAUGGAUGUAUAAGAGAGGUGAUAUCAGGAUUAGUGGAUGUAGGCUUCUGUGUCUGCCCUUAUUACAGACAACUAUGCUAUUGAUGGAAAAGUAAUGUCCUAUUUUGCCUAAGUUUCUGAAUACAUUUUUUUCGUAGAUGGUGGACAAUCAUGAAUGUUCAAUCUCCCUUUAAAGGAGCUCGUCUGAACAAUAAUUUUGCCUCUCCACUCAAAAAUAGUGAAAAGGGUGAAAAAUAUCAGUAUCUGAACAAGUUCUGUGACUGGCUAGAAAUAAGACAGCAUUAGAGGAGGAAGGCUUAGUAAAGAGGCGUGCACUACAUUAAAACACAUAACUCAUGUCAUGAUAGAAAUAAAUAAUUCCUGUAUAUCUGAAUUAGCAUGAGAUAGAUUUUGCCUAGUAUAAUUUCAAACAGAUAAUCUUCAGAAAAGGUUUGGUCAUUAUCAUCAACUAUCUGGCAGUAAUUAUCAUAUUUCCUCAAUGCAAGUAUUUGAAUGUAAAUAAAUUCAUUAAUAAAUUUAAAAGAUCAGGAUGAAGUCAGUAAUAAAGCUAAAUUUGUCUAUAAAUGAGUCCUCUGUAAGUAGUGAAGUUGUUUUAUCAAACUAAUUGGGAAGAUAUGGAAAAGCACAGUUUGAAAGAUUUGCAUAAAAUAGAUGUAGAUGUUAAUAAGAGUGAUGCUAAAAUUUGUGAAAAUGAUUUACCGGUUACUAUUUAUGUAGCUGGUUACUGCUGCUACAUGGUAUGGAAAGAAAUUGCUGCAAUAUUUGUGUGGCAUCCUGUAAUAAGGAUAGGCCUGAGAGUCAAAAUAACACUAAGGGAAUUUCCUGAGGUGUUCUCCUACGCCCAAAUCCUGCUACAGUUAUCAUGGUAACUUUAUAAUUAUCAACACACAUUCUAGCAAGCAGUUAACACUGGCAGCAAAAGUAACUCUAACUGCACUAACAGAUGAUGAUUGUCUUUUGCUUACUGACUUUUGUGAGGGCAAACACAGCUGCCUAAAUCAUGGCAAGAUAAUUAUCUGGGCAUCAACAAUCACAUUGUUAAAUAAUAAUUGCUCUAAGGAAAAUAAUAUGUUGGCAUGGAAUAGAGACAUUAAAUGCUUAUUAUACCCAGGUUUAUAAGUUUUUUUAUAAGUUUGUUUUAUUCUGCACUAUUUUUUGUAUGUAAACUGUAGCUUUUCUUAGGCUAUUAUGUAAAGGAAAAAGGUGGAAGAGGAGUGAUAUAAGUUGUAGUUUGUUUUAAAAUGGAAAUUGUAAGACUCAUCCGUAAAGGAGUAUUUUUUAUAGCAUAUAUUAUUUCCCCUGUACUGCAGAAAAGUCGUACAUAUUUUAUGUUUACCUGUAUCCUGGAAACAAAUUGAGUGAAUUCAUUAUUG